Molecule: messenger RNA, 629 nt
Organism: Gongylonema pulchrum
Lineage: Eukaryota; Metazoa; Nematoda; Chromadorea; Rhabditida; Gongylonematidae
Source: the annotation of a GenBank genome assembly
UUGGUCUUAUUUUUUUCAGAAAUUGACUUGGAACGACCAUAUUACUUGGAGCGCCUAUAUGAAAUAGAUCAGAGUGAAAGCAUUGCUUUCAACGAUAUCAUUCCAUACUUGGAUUUGACAGUGAAUGAAAUUUUUGCCGAAAAAUAUCAAAAAGUGCUGUACUCGCCGAUUGAGGUUCGCCCGUUCAAUGCCGAGAAAACACGUAAUAUGCGCGCUCUGAACCCGGGCGAUGUUGAUCAGCUAAUUACAAUAAGUGGUAUGGUUACACGAAAAUCGCCACCAAUACCGGAAAUGCGACAAGCAUAUUUCCAGUGCAACACUUGCAACUUUUCGCUGAUUCACAAUCGCUCACUUUUUAUGGAUAAGCAAAUCGUUAAGCUGCAAGAAUCUCCCGAUGAUAUGCCUGCCGGACAGACACCAUACACAGUAACUUUGUUUGCGCAUGGUGAUUUGGUGGAACGUGUGCAGCCGGGUGAUCGUGUUUCCGUAACGGGCAUCUAUCGGGCGCUGCCAGCACGGAUCAAUCCACGUAUCAGAACCGUCAGUUCGGUCUAUCGUGCGAGUAUCGAUGUGCUGCAUUUUCGAAAAACUGAUCAGAGCCGCCUUCAUCAGCUGGAUGACGGGUAAUA